Messenger RNA from Melanotaenia boesemani (Boeseman's rainbowfish), 4178 nucleotides. Its product is annotated as transmembrane protein 132D. Bases 268 to 3771 code for a protein of 1167 amino acids. The record is from RefSeq and is a predicted model, not a curated record. NCBI's taxonomy places the organism in Eukaryota, Metazoa, Chordata, Actinopteri, Atheriniformes, Melanotaeniidae. The transcript has 9 exons.
UCCCAGGCGCAGAGGCAAACCGGCACGAUCUGAACAACAUUCAUCUAAAUGCCAUCUUGGGCGCUAGGUGUUACCUCAAACCCUCUGACCGGACACAAAGUCUUCACGGGAAACGGCUUCAGGAUCGUUACGCACAACUUUUACGCACAGCCGAGGCAGCUGCCCAUGAUCAGAUCUGGAUGCGCAGUGUUACCUGCAACGCAGACUACACAAAAACUUCUACUCACACAGGUGUGAGUAUGUUGAGAGCGAAAUCUGUAGGAAUAAAUGAAACGAUCUGUUCCAUAUUCUGCUGAAACAACCACGCGAACGAUGGGGAGUUGCCUGGAACAGCGAUCCUCGACGCGUGCCAAAACGAGCUUUCACCGGCUGAGCUGGAUGAUCUUACAGAUCGUCUUUGCAACUAUGACAACAGUACACACACAAGAUUUGAGCAGUAAAGAAGUAACUGACAGUAAGAGCCCAGUGCCUUUCCCUGUCUUCUUGCCAGUCAACUAUGAGGUGUGGGAUACCGACUACCUCUUCCUUAAGGAGGCUGGGCAGGACUUUAUGAGGAACUCCAGCAUGCAGAUUAACACGCAGCCCUUUGUUAUUUUAAGAGCCAACAGACAGCCAGUUGUCAAUGCCAGCUAUGGCUCUAUGUCCACAGAGAGGGCUGUGUCUUUGGAUCUUGUCCAGUCUGUACAGCUUUUUAAUAACCCAGAGGUCUUUACAUUCAACUGGAAAAUCCAGGCCUUCAUACUGACGCCUCGGGUUUUCUCCUCAAAGCCUAUAGUGCGGGUCCUCUUCUAUGUUGCAGGGAGGGAUUGGAACAGGGAGGUGGGAGCUGUGGAUGAACUACCAUGUGUGACUGUGUAUGCUUUCUGGCAAACCCAGGAAGUGAGGGGUUCCUGUGCCUUUGGAUGGGAAAGGGGAACCUGCAUGGCUGAGCUGGUCCCUGCGCUUGACUGGUUUGCUGCAGGGUCAGAGGGCACCAGCAGGGAGAGGCAGGACCAAUCUGCUGGGAACCCUGUGGAACUGUACUACCAGGCUCAACCUAGAGUCAAUGGAAAGUGUAAUUCUUUGGAUGGAAAUCGCUGGAGUGGCUCACCACAGCAAAUGGAGUAUGUUCCUGUCACUCCCAUGCAGAGGAUCGGAAGUGUGCGUCUUCUGCAGGUUCCUAAGGGAAUGGCCACGCUUUCUCGACUCAAGCUUGGCAAUGCCAUUAUCAUACGCACAUCCUCCAAACCUCUGAAAAAGACUGACAUCGCCACUUUCUACAUACUCAUGGCCAGCUCUGCUGAGCUGACUAACUUCACUCUCAGAGCCUCAGUAAAGAAAGGUGUGACCUUUCGAACAGCGACACCCAGUAACUCUUUACUAUGGGACAUCACUCUGGAUAUGGGUGCAGACGGAGCCAUUGCUGUUAUUUGUCAGAGAAAGGCCCCCAUCCCUGGAAAACGACUUGAAAGCAGCCUGCUGGAGGUACUGCAGAUGGACUUUGAGGUUGAGGAGCUGAGCAGUCCUCUUGACAGCCAAGUAAUCAUAUGGAAGCUGGAGCUGCCGUCUGCAUCCAAAACUGUGGCCAAAACCGAAGGGGCCAUGAGGAUUUAUACAACUCAGAGAGACUUUGUUGGCCUGGCUCCUCUCGUAAUGGAUACAGAGAUCCUGAACACAGCUGUGCUGACUGGAAAGAAGGUCGUGAUGCCUGUGAGGACAGUAGCGGUGGAGGAAGAUGGAGUGGUCACAGAUGUAUCUGAAUACACAGACUGUAGCACCACUGAUGAAGAUGUUCUCAAGGUGUCAGACAGGUGUGACUAUGUGUUUGUUAACGGCAAGGAGACCAAAGGCAAGGUGAAGAUGAUAGUAAAUUUUACCUACAGCUACCUGAGUGCUCAGCUUGAACUCAACGUGUGGAUGCCGCGGCUACCCCUACAGAUUGAGUUGUCAGAUUCAGAGCUUAGCCAGAUCAAAAGCUGGAGAGUACCCAUCCAGACCUCAAAAAGAUCUGCUUGGAACAAUGAUGAAGCUGAGCGUAAGGGGAAAGGCUGCAUGCUGCAGCUUCAGCACGCCCUUGUGAGAGUGCUAACUUAUUUUGUGGCAGAGCAGGAGGAUCCACGAGAUCCGACAGCCUAUUUCCUGGGCUCUGAUUGGCAGGUGGAUGUCACAAGGUUGGUUCGAUACUUCAUGAAGGUGGAGAACCCUCAGGUUGCAAGGCUACAGGAAGGAAGGGUGCUUUCAGGCAGAGACCUUGGGACCACAACUAUUCAGGUGUUUUCGCCACUGUCUGAUGCCAUCCUAGCUAAAACAACUGUCACGGUUGUGGAUGACAAAGUGAGCAUCACAGAGUUGGGGGUCCAGGUGGUUACAGGCCUCUCGAUGACUUUGCAACGUAGUCCAGGAAGCAACAGGGCCAUCUUGGCGACCACUACCACACAAGAGGUUCUACAUACCCCCAAACAGGAAGCUUUGGUCAGUGCCUGGGUACAGUUCAGUGAUGGCACCCAGACACCUCUUGACAUCUAUGAUCCAGCCUUCUACCGUCUGACAACAACAUCGCUAGAUCAGGGUGUGGUGUCAGUCCAAGAUAACCCUCCAGUUGUGGUGGCAGAAGGAGAGGGUGAGGGAGUCCUGGUUAGAGUAGAGAUGUCCAUCUGUGAGGACUGCCAGAAGUCUAAACGUAAAAGUACUGUGGCUGUGGGGAAUGGCAGCCUUAAAGUCAAGUUUCAAGUGAACACUAGGCGGCCUGGCAGUAAUACCCGCAGUCUUGACAGAAGCACAAUUGGCAACAAGGACAAUAGCAGUGACUAUGGGGAUGAUGGGAUGGAAGUGGACAGUGACAGGAAGCAGAAGAAGCCAUCUCAGGAUCCCCCAUCACGCAUAUCAAACUCCAAUAAAGAGGAGAGUGCAAUUCAGAAGAUCACAACUACCAUUAAAUCUACAGAAAGACCCUUCAUAACUAGUGGAAGUCUUGGAGGAGUGAGCAAGAUCAGUAAUUCAAGAAACGCUGGCAGCCCUACCAGUGUGGUGAACGUCAACUUAAUGAGCAGCCCCAAAGACAGCAGCAAAGGAUAUGGCUCGGACAAUAUGAUAGUAGAGGACAUGAGCAGUGUUAGAUUUACUAGUACCGUGAAAGCUCCUGGAAAUUUGGUAAACUUCAACAACUUCCCCACAAAGGUGCAAACCCCAGGGCAGGAUACAACAGAGGUAGAAAUUGGUGGUGAAGAAGCAUUGGCUAGCAGGCCUCUUACAGACUUAGAAAUUGGCAUGUACGCUCUGCUGGGUGUCUUUUGCCUGGCUAUCCUGGUGUUUCUAGUAAACUGCAUCUCAUAUGUCAUUAGAUUCAGACAUAAGAAGCCACCUUCUCAUGGCCAGGAGCCCACAGGGCACAGGCAUGACUGGGUAUGGCUCGGCACAGAUGCUGAGUUGGUGAUGACUGUUCCAGGCAGCCCGGUCCAGCAAGACUCCCAGACCACAACUACUGUAAUAGACAUUGGACCUGAUAAAACUGCCACUCUUUCCAGGAGGCCCAGUUGCCUGGCAUCUGUGACAGACUCCCCCCUGAGCUGCACAGGCUCACACAGGAACAAACCCAUGCAUAGCGACUCCAUCCACUCGCCCACCAGCAAGAGAAAGAGAGUCCAGUUCACUACAUUCUCCACACUGGAGCGCCAGCAUUCCCCACAUCUUCCACCCAGGGAGAACGGUCACGGUAUCCACUGGGUUGGGAAACAGGACAAUUGUGUGGAGGAACCUCAAGUGCCCAUCACAGAGCCUGGGGACCAGUUAUAACAGAGAACCUGAUCAGACCUCACAUGUACAGUAGAUGUGGCUUUGAUCACCUCAAUGCCUUUGUCAAGAAUAUGUGAUUUUUUGUAAUAGGCCCCCUGUCCACAUGUCAUUGCCUAUUAAGGCCUUUAACAUGUACAUGUACUGUAUAUUGUAUAUACUUAAUAUCAGCGCGUGGAUGUGUAUAAUAAUGUUUCAGAUGACUGACCAGAUCAAUUCUAAUAUACACAAUAUUUAAAGCCACAAAAUGUUAAUGCUGCAUGUGGUUAUCUUCAUUGUUGCAAUUUUGCACUCACAUGCCGGACUUGAGUACAAAGAAACACUCAAAAAGUAUUUCAAAUUGCAAAUACCAGGUAAAACACUGAACUUAAACAUUUUAACAUUAACCAGUUGUCUGGUUUUAAUUCAAA